CGCUCGGACAGCACUGAGAAUGGCAGCCAACGGGAACCAGCCGGCGGAUACGGUGGCCGUCGUGGCGGUGCCGUUCCCGGCGCAUGGCCACCUCAACCAGCUGCUGCACCUGUGCCUCCAGCUCGCGUCGCACGGGCUGACGGUCUACUACGCCGCGCCGGCGCCGCACGUCCGCCAGGCAAAGGCGCGCGUGCAAGGCUGGGGCGACGAGGCCCUCCUCUCCAUCCAGUUCCACGACCUCGACAUCUCCGCGUUCGUCUCCCCGCCUCCCGACCCGGCCGCCGACACGCCCUUCCCCUCCCACUUCAUGCCCCUCUGGGAGACGUACACGGCGGGCGCUCGCGCCCCGCUCUCGGCGCUCCUUGACAGGGUGUCCGCUUCCUUCCGCCGGGCCGUCGUCGUCACCGACACCAUGAAUGCCUUCGCCGUCGAGGAGGCGGCGCGGCUGCCCAACGGCGAGGCGUUCGGGUUGAACUGCACGGCCAUCUCGACCGUCCUAUUGAACAUGGGCACCGGCCACCGGCUCCUGCGCGAGAAUGACCUCCACUAUGUCCCCAUGAACACCUACAUGACGGAGGAGUUGGAGGAUUACGUGAACGAACGGGCCCGACCGUGGCAAUCGUUUUCGUCCAGCGCCGGCAUGCUCGCGAACACGUGCCGAGCGCUCGAGGGUGAUUUCAUCGACGCUUUCGCCGAGAACCUGCAGGCUGAUGGCAACAGGAAGCUCUUCGCGGUCGGGCCGCUAAACCCAGUGCUCGACAUGGGCACACUGAAGCAGCAGCAGCUGGGCCGGCGGCGGCACGAAUGCCUUGACUGGCUCGACAAGCAGCCCGCGGAAUCUGUGCUCUACGUGUCGUUCGGCACGACGUCCUCCCUUCGAGUGGAGCAGGUCGCAGAGCUCGCCGCCGCACUGCACGGCAGCAGGCAGCGGUUCAUCUGGGUGCUGCGCGACGCCGACCGUGGGAACAUAUUCGCGGACUCCGGCGAGAGCGAGCGCCGGUACGCGGAGCUUCAGUCCAGGUUCUCCAAGCAAACCGAAGGCACGGGGCUGGUGAUCACUGGGUGGGCGCCGCAGCUGGACAUCCUCGCGCACGCCGCCACGGCGGCGUUCAUGAGCCACUGCGGCUGGAACUCGACCAUGGAGAGCCUGAGCCACGGGAAGCCGAUUCUUGCGUGGCCCAUGCACUCCGACCAGCCAUGGGACGCCGAGCUGGUAUGCAAAUACUUCAAGGCCGGCCUGCUAGUGAGGCCAUGGGAGAAGCACGGCGAGGUGGUGCCGGCGACAACCAUACAGGAGGUGAUCGAAAAGUUGAUGGACUCUGAGGAAGGGUUGGCGGUGCGGCAGCGCGCCAAGGAGCUCGGUGAUGCCGUCCGUUCAUCGCGCAGUGACCUGGAUGACUUCAUUGCUCACAUCACAAGGUGAUCAAAGAACGCCGUGUCAAAAAAACAACCUUUAAACUUAUGGAGUGGCGGUUUGAUUUCAAUUUGGAGUUUAACGGAUCCAAGUAAAUGGUUCUCGAGUCUUAAAUCAGGUGACUCUGUAUUUGGGUCGAAUGAAAUAAACAUAUGGUGUUGUAAACUUGGAGAUGUCCAACUCAUUCCAGUUUUCUACAGGGUGUACCUUGGUUGUAUUUUUUUAAUAAAAGAUUA
Messenger RNA from Oryza brachyantha (malo sina), 1650 nucleotides. RefSeq names its product cis-zeatin O-glucosyltransferase 1-like. Lineage: Eukaryota; Viridiplantae; Streptophyta; Magnoliopsida; Poales; Poaceae. The record is from RefSeq and is a predicted model, not a curated record. Gene Ontology annotation, molecular function: UDP-glycosyltransferase activity. The coding region runs from base 20 to 1423 and encodes 467 amino acids. The transcript has a single exon.